AUGGCGACCCUCAUCUUUGCAGGUCUUCUGCUGCAAGCCGCUACAGGAGCAGCGAGAGAAUGUCUACCCGAGUACAAGGCUGAGACGUCAUACGUUGGAUGCUACCACGAUCCGAAUUCGCCAAGAGAUCUUGCUGGCCCUCUGCUCACAGUUGGCAAUUUGAACAGUCCCCAGUACUGCGCCAACAUUUGCGGCGCUGCAGGAUACACGUACGCCGGUGUUGAGUACACAGUACAAUGCUUCUGCGGUUACCAGAUUGAGAGCACAUCCAUCAAGGCCGAUGAGUCUCAAUGCAAUGCCAAUUGCCCUGCUGACCCUAGCAAGAAGUGUGGUGAUGGAAACAUGAUCAACAUUUACAAAAUCAACAACCCGUCUUCCAACCCUCCUCUGGCACCAACCUUCCCCGACUGCACACGCGAUCCUCUAUGCAGCAAUGACAUCUGCGACACCUCCAAGAACAUCAAUGACCGCGCCAAAGCUCUAGUUAGCAAGCUGACGCUCGACGAAAAGGCUCAGAACCUCGGCAGCAGUGCUUCUGGCAGUGCAAAGCUUGGUCUCCCCGCGUACCAAUGGCAGAACGAAGCGCUCCACGGUCUCGCAGGCAGCACCGGUGUCAACUUCCAGUCACCCCUCGGCGCCAACUUUAGCGCCGCCACCAGCUUCCCCAUGCCCAUUCUCGUUUCUGCUGCAUUCGAUGAUGACUUGAUUCGCAAGAUUGCGACUGUUGUGAGCACAGAAGCUCGAGCCUUUGCCAACCACGGCUUUGCUGGUCUUGACUUUUGGACACCUAACAUCAAUGGCUUCCGUGACCCACGCUGGGGCCGUGGUCAGGAAACACCUGGUGAGGAUGCCUUCCGCAUCACCAGCUACGUUGUUAGCUUGGUAGACGGUCUCCAGGGUGGUAUUAACCCCGACUUCCACCGCACCAUUGCUACUUGCAAGCACUAUGCUGCCUACGACAUUGAUGAUGACCGCUUCCGAAACGACUUGCAUCCUGCCAAGCGCGAUAUGGCCGACUACUACCUCCCCAUGUUUGAGGCUUGUGUCAAGGAUGCCAAGGUUGGUUCCAUCAUGUGCGCAUACAACUCUGUUGACGGUGUGCCUGCUUGCGCCAACAGCUACCUGCUGCAAACCAUUCUCCGUGAUAGCUGGGGCUUCACCGAGCCUUACAACUAUGUCGUUUCCGACUGUGAUGCAGUCGAGAACGUCUUUGAUCCCCACCAUUACGCGAAGGAUAUCGUCGAGGCCGCUGGCAAGUCCGUCAAUGCUGGUACCGAUCUGGACUGCGGCAGCUCCUACAACAACCUCAACACUGCCGUACACAACGGCUACACAAACGAGACCACACUUGACAAGUCUCUUGUCCGUCUCUACUCUGCUCUGAUCAAGGUCGGCUACUUUAACCCUCCUGCCAAGUACAACUCGCUGCAGUGGUCGGAUGUCAACACUACCUCAUCGCAGCAGCUUGCUCGCAGCGCCGCCGCCGAUGGUAUGACGCUCCUCAAGAACGACGGCUCACUACCCCUGUCCAAGUCGCUCUCCAAGGUUGCCGUCAUUGGCCCCUGGGCGAAUGCUACAGAGCAGAUGCAGGGCAAUUAUGCCGGCACAGCUCCGUUUUUGCACAGCCCGCUCUCCGUCUUCCAGUCCAAGUGGCAGAAUGUCCGCUACGCAAAGGGCACCGAUAUCAACACGGGUGAUAAUAGCGGAUUCAACGAGGCUCUUGAUGCCGCUCGCAACUCUGACUACAUCGUCUACCUCGGUGGCAUUGACGGCUCUGUGGAAAAUGAGGGCCGUGACAGAACGUCGAUCAUAUGGCCCGGCAACCAGCUGGAUCUUGUCAAGCAGCUUUCACAGCUUGGCAAGCCUCUGGUCGUGGUUCAGUUUGGCGGUGGCCAGAUUGACGAUACAGACCUGUUACAGAACACCAAGGUCAAUUCUAUCCUCUGGGCUGGCUACCCCGGCCAAGACGGUGGCAACGCUCUGUUUGACAUCUUGACUGGUGCAGCAUCUCCUGCCGGCCGCUUGCCCGUCACACAAUACCCUGCCAGCUACAUCAACAACAACGACAUCCGGGACAUGAACCUGCCUCCCAGCAACGGUAUCCCUGGCCGCACACACACUUGGUAUACCGGCAAGCCUGUUUUGCCAUUUGGACACGGUCUGCACUACACCAACUUUACGGCAAAGUGGUCGUCCACACCGUCCUCCACCAGCUAUGCCAUUUCGGACCUCGUCAACAAGGCCGGCAGCGAUAAGCGCAAGGGCGUUGUCGCGCAGCUCAAAGCGACUAUCCGCAACGCUGGCGGCAAGGCCAACCUCGCAUCUGACUAUGUCGCUCUGCUGUUCCUGUCAUCUGCCAACGCUGGCCCGACACCUCGUCCUGGCCAGCGCCUUGUAUCGUAUGGCAGAGCGCGCGGCAUUGGUGUCAACUCGUCCAAGGACUUGACGCUCACAGUUCUUCUGGGCGAGAUUGCCCGCGCCGACGACGAUGGCGACCGCUGGGUGUACCCUGGCGACUACGAGCUUGCUCUGGACAUUGACGGCAAGGCCAAGUGGAAGUUUACGCUGACAGGCUAUGCCACCAAGAUUAGCACGCUGCCUCGCCAGUAGACGAGGCUCAACUUGGGAUUUACACGGACAGCCCACUCGUUUUCCCCGGCCCCAGAACGAAGAGCGGAGAGCAGCCCGCUGCGAAGUGUGCGACAUCGGCCGUCUGCAUAUUUAGUCGAAUUCUGCGUAAAUAUUUCUGUUCUUUCUAAUUAAAUUUAAGAACAUGACUACUAAAUAUACUAUUUACUUGUAA
This is a messenger RNA of [Torrubiella] hemipterigena, 2803 nucleotides long. Lineage: Eukaryota; Fungi; Ascomycota; Sordariomycetes; Hypocreales; Clavicipitaceae. The record is from the annotation of a GenBank genome assembly.